Molecule: messenger RNA, 3988 nt
Organism: Schistosoma turkestanicum
Lineage: Eukaryota; Metazoa; Platyhelminthes; Trematoda; Strigeidida; Schistosomatidae
Source: the annotation of a GenBank genome assembly
CUUGAGACUGGUUUAAAUCCUGUUUUUCUUAACAAAUCAGUCUUCGAGCUUUAGGGUUCUAGUCUCGCUUUCCAGAUUCUGGAAAUCAAAAUCCUGAGUUCGCUUACUGGUUUUCUAGCUAAUUUGACAUUUCUCUCUCUGCUCUUGCUACUCUGUAUGCUCCACUAGUACUCAAGUUAUGGUAUCUUAACUCACAUUAGGUAUUUGAGUCUCAAUAAUGAACAGAAGAGACAGUGUUGAUUUUAACGGAAAUCCGUUAUCUUUCCUGUCGUGUGAAUGCCAUAUUAAUGAACCUGAAAAAGUGGCUUUUAACUCUGACAUUAGGGACAUCAGCAAAAUCUCCUGUGGAGAGUACACCGAAGCAGUUACGUUGCUGAAGAAGGUUGUGAAUAAAUGUUUGUUCACAUGGGAAACAUUUCCUGUACAACUGCCUAAAUCCUUCUUAUCUCUAGCAGCAAACGAAGAUUGUAAUAUAUUGAGUGUUUUCUGUGACAUCGAUGUUAAUAAAUGUGAAUCGGCUGCCAGAAUAUACUUUCGGGAUUUAAAUGUCGUAAACAAGAGUCAACGUCAGGAAAUUCGUACAGAUGCACAGUUUGUUGUGCCCUGCACAAACUUCACGGGUGAAGUACAUGCCUGGAAAAUCUCUCCCUGGCUAUUGAAUGGAACUCGAAAUAUCUACAAACAUUUUAACAAAGAUUUAUAUACGGCCUUGUCCAUCAUAGUGGUAACUUCUGUGGAUUUUAUAGAAAAUCCAAAUUUCUCUGUUUAUCGAUCUUUGGCUGAUUUAUGCAUCGCCGUUUACUCUGUGCUGGAUAUCUUUUUUGGAUGGCCUCGAGUCAAUAAAGGUGAUGUUGAUCGCAAACUGCUUGAAGAACGACUUCGGUUCCUGAUAUGUGAGCUAUCAGUCAAAUCUAAUCAGAAGAAGAAGGUGUCGGACUUUUGGAGUAUUUGUGAGCAUCUGAGUAAAUUACCUUUUGGAAAGUGUGAAGAAACUCCAGACAGCAUUCCGUUACCGUAUCGAUUUUUAACACCGACUCGAGUUUCAGUGGAUCUCCGUCUUCAUGAUCCUGUUUUGCUUGAACGCUGUUUGCAUGUAAUUGGAGAUUUGGACAAUUCAGUGCGAGGGGAUUGGUUCCAGGAUUUUCAAGAAUAUUCUGUUUCACAUUUUAGAGAUGAGAAGAAAUCAGUAUCUGAAGUUAAACGGUUGGUUUUACUGAAUGGUAUGAAACAAUAUGCGACACGUUUAUUUGAUGCUAUUCGUCAAAGUGAACAACUGCAUCAAAUAAGUCCGGGGAUAGCUGAACCGUUAAUUCAAGAAGCGAAAUUCAAAAUCAUUUUGAUGGAGGCCAAAGAACUAUUUAUGCAAAACUGGCUAUCAUACUGUCAGUUGUACGAACGGAACUUAAAACUGAAUAAUCCUAUUUUAUUUAACAUACCUAAAUGGCGUUCAAAACAAUGGUAUUAUGCAAAGGCGGAAUACCUUCAGGCACAUAAGUUGGAUAUUCAUGAAUACGUUUUGUCGAACUGUAUUUCAAAUGGUUUAGAGUCUUAUGCUUUCCUGAUUGGCCGUGAUUUAGCAUUUUUAAAAGAUCGUGAAUGUUUGCUACGCGAUCAAAUAUUCAAAAGCGCCAGAUUUCCAGAUGAAGAGUUCAUUUUUCAAGUUUCACGACGCUGUCUUCGCAAUGUUUAUGUUUACCGUGAAGACUUUAGCUUAUCUAAUCGCUAUCAACUUGUAGAUACAAUAUUGGUUAGCUAUGAUUCUAAUAAAGAUUCCCCGAAUCAAGCGCCUACAAUUAAACAGCAUAUUAGAAGGAACAAAUCAAAGAAUCUUACAACUGAAGUUAUUCCUUUGAUGUAUCGAUUUCCACGUAGUUCGUUUGCUUUGAAUACGUCCAAGACAAAUAAAGGUGAUAAUUUUUCGUCUCACAGUGGCUUCGUCGCUGAUAUUACUGUAGCAUCAAAUACAGACUUUUCAAAGAUGUUUAAUUCGCCUGAGCAUUGCUACAGAGAUCCGUUGAUUCCAUCUAAGAGCAGCACUGACGAAGUGAAUUGUUCUCAAUCGCAUUUUUUCAUGCAAUCUACAUUGGUGCUAAAAGCUUCGACACGUCAUUUUAUGUGGCGUUGGUUUGUUUUCUUUCUAUGCACUUAUUCAUGGCUUAUCCGUUCAUUGCAAUAUUUUUUCGUCGUUAUCCCCCUGCAAUCAUGUGUUAGCUAUGUAGCAUUAUUCAAACCGACAAAAAUCUAUUAUAUGUACAAGGUAGAUAAAACGUCGAGUCAGUUGGAAAGUGAAAUUAUUGAUGAAUAUUCUUCGUUUGGUGUUACAACUUCACGGAUGUCGAAUCCUAAACAGUCUUUAUCCUUCACUGUUGAUUCAUUGUCAAAUAUUCAGUCUGAUCAAUCCACGUUUAGUCAUGUUUCAUCACAUGAAUUACUGAAACAUCCUGCUGAAGAAUGUGCAUAUAGUCCAGUCAGUAAUUCACAUACGUUAUAUGAUUCGAGUCCAGCGGAAACUGUGAUUAUCAAUAAAGUGUUUGGACCUGACAAUUCUAAUAGUCAUCUAGACUUACAAUUAAUUGAAGAAAUCGAUUCUACUGAUAGGUUGAACGUUUAUCAUGAUAACAACGAACAACAACAUGACACUGAAGAGACCAAUCAGACAAAAUUAAGUUCGUUGGAACUGAAUGAUCAGAAUAAAAUUUUUGAAAUGGAUAAUUUCGGUGAGGAAGAAUGUGUAGAUAAUGAGCAUAGCACUUUAAAAACUGUCAUCAAUUUGUUCUGAUCCUUAUUUCUUUACUUUUAUUCUCCUAGGAAGUAAUUUUUUUACCUAGUGAAUAUUUAUCUACUACUGCCUCAGUAAAUACUUUCAAGAAAACUCAUAUCUGUAUUCGGUAGCGACGACAAAACAGCUUGAAAUGUUUUAUAUUUAUUUAUAUGUGAAUGGUUGUUUUUAUCCUGACAAGUUAUAUUAUUUUAAUACUGUUCUCAUCAUUGUCCAUAUAAUUUAUUCAAUUAGCAGUUGACCUCUAUCGCUUGGCCCAAAAUCUUGGUUUUUUUCUCUUAACAAAAAUGUUUCUGAUUUAUGAUUGAUUAUUCGCUAUCAACAUGUUUACUGUUUGGUUUUGUCUUUUCCAAACGCUUGUAUUCUUCAUUAUUAUUAUUAUUGUUGUUGUUGUUGCCUUUCGGUGUUUUUCGAUUUGUUUUUAUGACUUUUGUCUAAUUCCAGCUCUCUGUCUCUCUCUCUUCGUAUUCUUUUCCACCUUUACGUUGAGCUAUAAUGAAUUUUACAUAUUUUUUUUUCUUCCCACCUCAUUUUGUUUAUGUUUUCCUAUUUUCUAUAAAUGCAAAUCUGUCGCUUAUUCACUCGUAGAGAAAUUGGUCCAAAACCUCUGCCUACUUUAAUUUCCCUUGAAAAGCACUCUGUCAUUGUAUUUGCAUAAAAUGUUUUGUUUCUUUUAUUAGAAUUGUUCACUUCAUAAUAUAUUUUGUUGAUGCUGAACUGUAUUAGAUUUCAGUUGUAACGUUUUCUUUGACUUAAUGUAUGUAUAUAUAGAUAGAUAGAUAUUUGUUCUCUCUAACUUUGGAAUUGCCCUAUCCACAAGCUUUCUGUAGUUGAUACACUCUUCCUAAUUUUUUUAAUGAUCAUACAGCUAUCCAUAAUAUAACUUAUCACUUGACUAUAUGAUUUUGAUUAUAUUUUACUGCUGAAAUGAUUAUUACUCAUGAUACAUUCAAUAUACUAUUGCUUGCCACUAAAUGAUUAUUUUCAUUGUAACAUUUUCCAUAUAACUUACAAUACGUAGCUGUUAUAUCUUCUUAAAAAAAAUUAUUCUCUAUUAAAAUGAUUUCUCAAAUCCCAGUUAUCAUGUUCAUUUUACUCACUGAUAUUAGACGAAAAAGCAUAGUAAGGUUGUCAGAAUUAUGCCAUAUUUUGAUUAUUUUUACUUUGGUUUUGUUAUAUAAACGACGUAUAAUAUUAAAAAUUUUUUCC